GACAGAGUGGAAAUGAGAGCUAGGAUUAUGGGAAAGCAUCUCAGUAGAGCUGAUAACUCUGUUGAAAUUGGAGGCUCCUGAGAAUUUGCAACUUCCUGCCUUAAGUUUGAGGUUUGUAGCAUCCAAGAGAAUUGUGUGAUGGAGCAGAGACCCCCUCCCACCUUGGUGCAGUUAGACUGCCCUAGAGGCUCAGAUGAUUCAGUGGUGCUGUUCCCAGAGAACACAGGCUGGAGAAUGUGGAAUAAGGGAACGGCUGGCCCAGUGCCAGGACCAGAGUAGUCGCCAUGCAGCUGAGCUGCGGGACUUCAAGAACAAGAUGCUGCCGCUGCUGGAGGUAGCUGAGAAGGAGCGGGAGGCACUCAGAACUGAGGCUGACUCCAUCUUAGGGAGAGUGGACCGUCUGGAGCGGGAGGUUGACUAUCUGGAGACCCAGAACCCAGUUGUACCCUGUGUAGAGGUUGAUGAGAAGGUGACCGGCGGCCCUGGGACCAAAAGCAAGGGCAGAAGAAAUGAGAAGUACGAUAUGCUGACAGACUGUAGCUACACAAUUUCUCAGGUGAGAUCAAUGAAGAUCCUGAAGCGUUUCGGUGGCCCAGCUGGUCUAUGGACCAAGGAUCCGUUGGGGCCAGCAGAGAAGAUCUACGUGUUAGAUGGGACGCAGAACGACACAGCCUUUGUCUUCCCCAGGCUGCGUGACUUCUCCCUUUCCAUGGCUACCCGGAAAGCUUCCCGAGUCCGGGUGCCGUUUCCCUGGGUAGGCACAGGGCAGUUGGUAUAUGGUGGCUUUCUCUAUUAUGCCCGGAGGCCUCCUGGAGGACCUGGAGGGGGUGGCGAAUUAGAGAACACUUUGCAGCUCAUCAAAUUCCACCUGGCAAACCGAACAGUGGUGGACAGUUCAGUAUUCCCAGCAGAAGGGUUGAUCCCCCCAUAUGGGCUGACAGCAGACACCUACAUUGACCUGGCAGCUGAUGAGGAGGGCCUUUGGGCUGUCUAUGCCACCCGGGAGGAUGAUAGGCACUUGUGUCUGGCCAAGUUAGACCCACAGACACUGGACACAGAGCAGCAGUGGGACACACCAUGUCCCAGAGAGAAUGCCGAGGCUGCCUUUGUCAUUUGUGGAACCCUGUACGUAGUCUAUAACACCCGCCCUGCCAGUCGGGCCCGCAUCCAGUGCUCUUUUGAUGCCAGUGGCACCCUGACCCCUGAGCGGGCAGCACUCCCUUAUUUCCCCCGCCGAUAUGGCGCCCACGCCAGUCUCCGCUAUAACCCCCGAGAGCGUCAGCUGUAUGCCUGGGACGAUGGCUACCAGAUUGUCUACAAGCUGGAGAUGAGGAAGAAAGAGGAGGAAGUUUGAGGAGCUAGCUUUGUGUUUUGAAUCUCUCUCACUGUUGUAUGUUUAUUGUUGUUGGGUGCUGUCGAGUCCCACUAAAUUUCCUGCUCCUCAUUCUCCAAAUGUGGGCAAAUUAUGGUUCAAAUCCCCUAUUUUUGGCCAACAGAAGCCAAAUUCUCACAGCCCUUUGGUUCCACAUGGAACUCCAGAUCUUGAGUAAUCCUCUUAGAACUAAAGAGUGAAAAUCCUGAAGUAGGCACUCCCACUCUCCUGCUCCGUGACAUCAAGUUUCAGACCAGUCGAAGACAACCCUAUGGGGGCAACCCCAGGGAGCAGAGAACAGAGUAUUCCUUGCCUUCAGUGUGAGUAGGGGAAGAGGGAAUAGAAGACUUUCAACUCCACCCUCUCUACCUU
This is a messenger RNA of Trichechus manatus latirostris (Florida manatee), 1744 nucleotides long. RefSeq names its product olfactomedin like 3 (gene OLFML3). The transcript has 3 exons. NCBI's taxonomy places the organism in Eukaryota, Metazoa, Chordata, Mammalia, Sirenia, Trichechidae. Gene Ontology annotation, biological process: signal transduction. The coding region runs from base 194 to 1354 and encodes 386 amino acids. The record is from RefSeq and is a predicted model, not a curated record.